UUAUUUUUGCAUAGAAGAACUGAGGUGCAGGCCAUAGGUGUGGGAGGUGAGAGGAUUCACCAGAGACAGAGUGGGGACAGAACAGGCAGAUCAACUGAAAUACUCUACUAAGGGGAGCGGCAGAAAACACAGUUUCCUGCAUCUUCUGAAUCUCAAAAACCUCAGCUGAAAAAAGCACCAGAGUUUCCUAUUUUGGAGAAGCAGAACUGGUUGAUACAUCUGCAUUAUAUCCGGAAAGAUUACGAAGCAUGCAAGGCUGUUAUCAAAGAACAGCUUCAGGAGACUCAGGGGUUGUGUGAAUAUGCUAUCUAUGUCCAAGCACUGAUAUUUCGCCUGGAAGGAAAUAUCCAAGAAUCCCUAGAACUCUUUCAGACAUGUGCUGUUCUCAGCCCUCUAUGUGCUGAUAACCUCAAGCAGGUGGCCAGAUCUCUAUUUCUUUUGGGAAAACAUAAAGCUGCUACUGAAGUAUAUAAUGAAGCAGCUAAACUUAAUCAGAAAGAUUGGGAAAUCUGUCAUAACCUAGGAGUUUGCUACAUUUAUCUGAAACAGUUCAAUAAGGCACAAGACCAGCUGCACAAUGCUCUACAUCUCAACAAGCAUGACCUGACUUACAUAAUGCUGGGGAAGAUCUACUUGCUGGAGGGAGACUUGAACAAGGCCAUCGAAAUCUACAAGAAAGCAGUGGAGUUCUCCCCAGAAAAUACAGAGCUGCUUACGACGUUAGGAUUACUCUACUUACAGCUUGGCAUUUACCAGAAGGCAUUUGAACAUCUUGGAAAUGCACUGACUUAUGACCCUACCAACUAUAAGGCGAUCUUGGCAGCAGGCAGCAUGAUGCAGACGCACGGGGACUUUGAUGUUGCUCUCACCAAAUACAAAGUGGUAGCCUGUGCUGUUCCAGAAAGUCCUCCACUCUGGAAUAAUAUUGGAAUGUGUUUCUUUGGCAAGAAGAAAUAUGUAGCAGCUAUCAGCUGCCUAAAACGAGCCAACUAUUUGGCACCCUUCGACUGGAAGAUUCUGUACAACUUGGGCCUUGUCCACUUGACCAUGCAGCAGUAUGCAUCAGCUUUCCAUUUCCUCAGUGCAGCCAUCAACUUCCAACCAAAGAUGGGGGAGCUCUACAUGCUGUUGGCAGUGGCUCUGACCAACCUGGAAGAUACAGAGAAUGCCAAGAGAGCCUACGCGGAAGCAGCACGCCUGGAUAAGUGUAACCCUUUAGUAAAUCUGAACUAUGCUGUGCUGCUGUACAAACAGGGCGAGAAGAGGGGCGCCCUGAUCCAGUAUCAGGAGAUGGAGAAGAAAGUCAACCUGCUCAAGGACAGCAGCUCUCUGGAGUUUGACUCUGAGAUGGUAGAGAUGGCCCAGAAGUUGGGAGCUGCUCUUCAGGUUGGGGAGGCACUGGUUUGGACUAAACCAGUGAAAGAUCCCAAAUCAAAGCACCGGACCACUUCAACGAGCAAACCUGGUGGCUUCCAGCAGCCUCUGGGCUCUAAUCAGGCACUGGGACGGGCAAUGUCUUCAGCAGCUGCAUACAGGAAGCUUCCCUCAGGUGCUGGAGGCCCAUCCCAGCUCACAAAGCCACCCUCCCUUCCUCUGGAGCCGGAGCCCACUGUGGAAGCACAUCCAAAUGACUCAUCAGCACAAAUAAGAGAAAAACAGGAGUAGGAUGACCUCAAAGUAGCGUUUUUUAUUUUUUGUUUUUUUUUGGUAAGGAUUUAGCAGGUUAAGAAAGAUCACCUGGCAUAGGCAAGCGUGCAAGCCAGCAGGUUCCCUGGGUGCGAGAGUCAAAACUCAGAACAAAGGGUGAGUGUGAUGAUCACGGGGAGCUCGAGGCCCGUGCAGCCCCACAUGACCCUGCCAGCUGGGAGUAGAGAGACGAUAGUCCUCUUAGAUGAGAGGGCCUCUUAGAAUUGAGAACAAGGCACUAGGUGGCUGAGAGAACUUAUCUCCUGGCUCCCUAACCCCUUCCUUUGUGGAAAGAAAGGCUGAGACAGACCUCUACUCAGGAGCCCUGUUGUGAUGAAGCCUUUUCCUUAUGGAGGUGGCUCUCAGGCUGUUGGGCAUGUCAGCACCCAAUGCCACUAUAAAUUGUGGAUCAGUAAUCUAGCUCUCAUAAUCUAGAAAAAGAUAGGAAGCUUUAUAAAUUGAGGCCCAGCCUAUUGAGUAUCCCAAGCUGCACUUGCCCAACGGAAUCCAGAACAAGUCCUAGUGUCUUGGUGGUUUUUUGGGGGAGUGUCUUGUUCUUGAGAGAGGUCAGAGUGUUGAGCCAGAUCAUGUCAGUGUGAUAAUAGCAACAAGGGCUGGUCUGGUAUCAGCAUCAAGGACUAAAAAAUGGGAGCAUUUAACUGAGGAAUUUUUAUAUAAGGCUAUUAGUGAUCCCACAGAUGCUAUCAAUGUAUAAUAAUAUCCUUUUUAAAAUAAAGAGAUUAUGUAUCAUUCUUUUUUGCGGAAAGUUGUUAUUCAGGUAUAAAAAUGAGAUCACAAUAAAAACUUUAAAAGAAACUAUGAUUGGUUUUCCCUUACCUAUUU
Talpa occidentalis (Iberian mole) is the source of this 2529-nucleotide messenger RNA. It is a transcript of the gene BBS4, whose product is annotated as Bardet-Biedl syndrome 4. Lineage: Eukaryota; Metazoa; Chordata; Mammalia; Eulipotyphla; Talpidae. Gene Ontology annotation, molecular function: protein binding. The coding region runs from base 616 to 1665 and encodes 349 amino acids. The transcript is spliced from 16 exons. Gene Ontology annotation, biological process: cilium assembly; protein localization to cilium. Gene Ontology annotation, cellular component: ciliary basal body. The record is from RefSeq and is a predicted model, not a curated record.